This is a messenger RNA of Papaver somniferum (opium poppy), 921 nucleotides long. RefSeq lists its product as uncharacterized. The transcript has 2 exons. NCBI's taxonomy places the organism in Eukaryota, Viridiplantae, Streptophyta, Magnoliopsida, Ranunculales, Papaveraceae. Gene Ontology annotation, molecular function: RNA-DNA hybrid ribonuclease activity; nucleic acid binding. The record is from RefSeq and is a predicted model, not a curated record. The coding region runs from base 1 to 921 and encodes 306 amino acids.
AUGGUUCCUGAAACAGCUCAAUGGAACACUCAACUAAUUACCUUCUUAUUUGAUGGAGACACUGCGCUUAAAAUCCAAGCUCUUUUUAUAGACACCAGCAAAGAAGACAGCAUGAUUUGGAUGCCUGCAAAAGACGGAGUUUCCUCUGUAAAAAGCACAUACAAAAUGCUGUCUUACAAUGAUAGUGAUGUCCAUGUAGAAGAAUGGGUAACAAGUUGGUUUUUUCAGUACGUUCAAUCUAAGGAUGAUCACUGGAUUUAUACAGUGAUGAUUGGAGCUUGGAUAAUAUGGAAGGAUCUUUGUGAUGUGGUUUUUCAGGGGGUCACUCUUAACCAUCUUACUUCUAUUCGUAAAAUACAUUACCAUCUUGCCUCACAUAUGCAUGAUUCUUAUACUGCUGUUAUAACUAAUUCCAAUAUAUCCAGUUGGAAGCCUCCUUUAGAAAGCAUAUUAAAAUACAAUACAAAUGGCUCUUUUGACUCAGAUUCUAACCAAUUUGGCACUGGUGUUGUGCUGCGUAAUUCAAUAGGUCACUGCAUUGGAAUCAAAGGAACAUAUGGAAAUGGAGCACUAAGUCCAGAGGCUGUGGAGUGUAUGGCUAUACGUGAAGCGCUAUUAUGGGCAAAAAUCUUGAAUCAUACAAAGAUUCAGAUAGAGGCAGAUGCAAAGCUCGUGAUUCAAUCCAUAAAUGGUCAUUCACUUCUCAUCCAGUGGGAAAAUAAGAAUAUAAUAAAGGAGAUAAAACAUUUAAGCUCCUCUUUUGCUUUAUGCACUUUUGAUUUUGUUAACCGGGAUGACAACCAAGUAGCAAAUGCUAUUGCUAGGACCACUAAAGAAACUAGAAACUCUACUAAAUUUUUCGGUGACUUUGAUUCUGCAAUUUUUAACCUCCUAUCUGGAGAUCAAAAUGCAUCUCAUUAA